This is a messenger RNA of Aspergillus wentii DTO 134E9, 216 nucleotides long. RefSeq lists its product as uncharacterized. The transcript is spliced from 2 exons. Bases 1 to 216 code for a protein of 71 amino acids. Lineage: Eukaryota; Fungi; Ascomycota; Eurotiomycetes; Eurotiales; Aspergillaceae. The record is from RefSeq and is a predicted model, not a curated record.
AUGUCUGCUCGUCUCAUCCGCCCUACCAUCCGUCACUUUUCCGUCCAUCGUCCUGCUCCAGACACUCGUGCCACUCGAGUCAUCACCAUGUCAUGUCUCAUCUCUGCUGUUGUCCUCCCCUUUGUCCCUCCUGCUUUGGAGAGCUCUCGUGAAAGAAACCUCGGUUCUCCAAACCACAACAAGCCGCAUCCCCCACUUUGCUUCCAUGCUCGUUAG